AUACCUUUGGUAAAAAAGUCAUUUGUCUAUGUGGGAGAUUUAAAAGUUUAACGGUUUGUUGUUGUUUGAAUAUGUAUCAAUAUGUGUAAAUAUUAAAAUUGAGAUAAAUUUUGUGAAAAAUGUCUGUUAACAACUACGAACUAAUAAGCAUUCUCGACAAAGAUAAAGAAAGGAGUCCAAAAUGUUUCAAAGUGAAAAAUAAAGAAAAUGGUGAAUUUUUUGCAUGGAUUAUCAUAGAUCCACAACACUUUUCAAAACAACAAAUUGCUGCAUUAGAAGAAACUUUUCAAAUAAGAAAAUAUCAAGAACAUCCAAAUUUAUUAGGUUUUUAUGAUUUAUUUCAAGAAACAGAUACGGAAUUAUAUUAUUUAGUCCUUGAAUACUGUAGACAUGGGUCACUAAAAGAUCUUAUGGAUGUUGCUUUGAGAGAUGUUUCACGUAUAUGUGAAGAAUUUUUAUGUAAAAUAAUCUAUCAAAUAGCUCUGGUUGUUAAGACAAUUCCAUUCGUAACUAACAUUGAUAUAAAAAAUAUUUUUUUCGAUGAAAACUACAAUGUUAAACUAGUUAAUUUUGAUUUUGAUUGCAAGAGAACGAAGAGCAAAGGUCAAAAGUUAAGUUCAUUAGGAGUUUUAAUUUAUGAGAUAUGCACAUUUAUUAAAUUUAAAAAAAGUAGUUUCGAAAAAGAAUUGAAAAAUUGUGGUAAUUUAUAUUCUAAGGGUUUUUUACUACUUAUCAACAGCUUGAUCAAAGACAAUAGCGAUUUAAAGAAAAAUGUGGACAGAAUAUUAUGCAAUUCUACGAUAUUAUUAAAAUCAACCCAUUGGAAUAAAUACAAAUUAUUGAUAAAAAUUACUGACACAAUUGUUGGUUCUGCAGUACCCUCUGAAAAAGCAGAUGAUGUUUUUCUUAUCCAAAUGGAAAAAUUGAGGGAGAAGGAAUUAAUGUUACAGAAAAAAGAAAAGCUGUUACAAGAAAGAGAACAUAGAAUAUCGAUUAAAGAAAAUAAAUUGGCCGUAUUGGAACUUACACUGAAAAAUAAUAUUAAAAAAGCAAAUGAAGAAUUAGUAAAACAUGAUCAAACAUUGAAAUGCAAUUUUAAAAAAAUGAGUUCCAUUAUUGAGAGAACAAAUGGUGUUACAGAAAACUUGGAUGUGAGCUAUGUAAGUUGUGGGGAUUCGACAAUAGUUCCUACAAGCAAAAAACUUGAUGCCAACGAUAUAAUUAAACCUGCUUUAUUCACAAGAACAUUAUCUGAAAAACGUAUAAAAUUUAAAGGACACAGUCCCUUGAAAGACAUUGAUUUUAACAGAAGAAAAACUGUUAGAUACCCAAAAAUUCAGAAAGGGGCGAAUAUGAAAAUUACUGAUAAUGAAUGGAUAACUUGUUCUGAUGAUACAGAUAAGUCAUCUCUCACUUACCAUAAAAACGUUGGUAAAAAGGGAAAACAAUUGUUUCAUACAUAUGAAAAUAAUGAAAAGGUGGUCAAUGAUAAUACUGAGAAACCCAGAAAAUGGACAGAGGAGAAUAAGAAACACGCCUUUGAAUUACUUAGGUUAAUGAAUGGUGAUAAUAAAGAGAAUAAUCCUUCUGAUGUUAAACAUACCUACUUGUAGAUGUUAAUCAUCAAUUCCAGUUAUCUAAGGAAUAAUUUAUAAAAACAAAGUAUACCACAAUGAACUGAUUCGACGUGUAUAUCAGAAACUACUGGUAAUAUAUUGGUGGAAAUAAGAAAAAUUAGUUUUACAAUUUUCCAAAUUUCUAAGAUCCAUGUAUUUUUUUUGCAAUCUUUAAAAUAUUUAAAACUUUAUUUACUCGAAUUACAGUCACUGUUGAUCCAUGUUUCCAUAGAAAUAUUUUUUUUUGUGAAAAACUGUCGAAGUUUUGGAAAAAUAUAAAUAAUUGGAAACUAUAAA
This is a messenger RNA of Diorhabda carinulata, 1913 nucleotides long. RefSeq names its product serine/threonine-protein kinase Nek2-like. Gene Ontology annotation, cellular component: cytoplasm. The transcript has 2 exons. Gene Ontology annotation, biological process: protein phosphorylation. Bases 120 to 1613 code for a protein of 497 amino acids. The record is from RefSeq and is a predicted model, not a curated record. Lineage: Eukaryota; Metazoa; Arthropoda; Insecta; Coleoptera; Chrysomelidae. Gene Ontology annotation, molecular function: protein serine/threonine kinase activity; ATP binding.